GUCCGUCGCGCCCUGAUGACACCAGCUAACGCAAGCGGCGUGCUUGGCGUCAGGACGCGGCUGCAGUAUCCGGAAGUGAUUGAGAGGAGAAAGAUGGAGGCAUCGCAGAUGUUUUGCAGCGCAGUGUUGUUGCUGUUUUGUAGCUGGGGGGCUCUGGGCUCCUUGGACACCGCUCUGGGGGACAGCUCGUCCUGCCACCAAGUCUGCGAGGGCACCUACCCCCUGCACACCUACCCUGAGGAGGAGGAGCUCUUUGCCUGCCAUAGAGGAUGUCGUCUUUUCUCUAUCUGUCAGUUUGCGGGGAUUGGUGAAGACUUGAACAAGACUAAGCUGGAAUGUGAAUCAGCCUGUACAGAAGCUUACCCCCAGUCCAAUGAGCAGUAUGCUUGUAUCCUGGGCUGUAACAGCCAGAUGCCUUUUGCAGAGAAGCGUCAAGAAGAGCUGUCGGACAUGGUGCCUCGUAUACAUGUCCUCUUCCCUCUGACUAUGGUAAAAGCUUUCUGGAGUGACAUGAUGGAUUCUGCUCAAAGUUUCAUAUCAUCGUCAUGGACAUUCUACAUUCAAGCAGAUAAUGGGCGUAUUCUGAUAGUACAGUCUCCACCAGAAAUUCAGCAAAUGCCGCCAUUGUACUCAGAAAACCCAUCGGCAAGAGGCAACUUGCUGGAUACUGUUCGAAACCUAGCAUCUGAAGACCAUGCAGGAGAGGGACCGUGGAACAGAAGAGGCGAUUUCCUGGAAUUGGAAAGAGGAGCCAGCAUUAUGAAGUGUCUAGCUAUGAAUUCCAACUGGCUCCUCACAGCCACAUUGAUUCUUUCUAUCUUGGUUCUGCUCUGGAUUUGUUGUGCUACUGUAGCUACCGCAUCUGAUCAGUAUGUUCUCUCUGAGAAGCUGAGUAUAUAUGGGGAUCUUGAAUAUCUGAAUGAUGAGAAGCUAUACAAGUACCCUCCUGCAUCGUUGGUGGUCGUUCAUGGAGCUCCACAGGAAAAUGAAGAAGCGGGCCCUUUGCCCACAAAGGUAGACUUGGCCAAGUCUGCCAUAUAACCAGCCGCGCAGCCUUCAAUUAUCGCUUCCUGUGACCAUGUACAAGGGGCGGGCGCCCUGUAGCGCUAUGGAUUUCUAGAGAAACUAUGGACUUCUAUAAACUCCAUCAGAUUAACAGCUUCCGUGUGGUGUGUGGGAUACGGGGAUCUCUAAUCUGAGUUAUAUAUUACUAUCUAGGACUGGAUCUAAUUGCACAGCUAGGCUCUGGCAUAAUCUUUUUGCUGCUGGGUGAAUAUUCUCCUGAUUUUUUUGCAUCCUGUUCCUGACUGUAAAUCUGUUCUUAUCCGAAGGUUGGGAUACAAUGAUACAUCAUUCUGUAUCUGCUUUGCAAGCCUCUCCUACGUGACACAAGUCUGGAUGAAACACUGCCAAUGUGUCCGUGUCACACUGUUACAUUCACUGAGAACUUUGUGUUUGUUUACAUGGGAACUUGUGAACUUUAGCAAAGGAAUCAGUGACCUGUAAUAAGCUUGCUUGUAUAAUUGCUACCAGAAAGCAGCAGAGUAUUUCAUACAAUGCACCAUUGUUAAUGAGCCGGAAAAUGAGUCAGCCAUUGAAGUGUACUAUAAACGCUGUUUAUUCUUAGAGGUGGGAUAAGUUUUACUGUUUCAGCAUAGCAUAGGAUCUUUGAGUAAGGAUUGAUGAGCUUUGAAUUGCACAGACACUUUCUAUGGCAUUUUAAGCCGUAAGUGUAUGUUCAGUUUUUUUUUUUUUUUUUUAUUAGUUUUGGAUAGUGCAGGAAGGAUUCGAACCUCUGUCGUUUUUUUUUUUUUUUUUUCUGCUAUCUCAAGCUCUGUGGCAGAAUACUUCCUUUUUACAUGGCAAGUUUCACCAGGCAGGAAGUGAAGCAAAAUCCACAACAAGGAAACUAAGCAAUAAAAACUAAUAGAGACUUUGCUGCUCCAAGGGAUAUGGUGUAUGUACCCCACAAGUCGAGGAUCACAUUUUACAGACCUGGUCCUGGUAUGUUCAGUAAAAAGAAAUUGCUUAAA
Molecule: messenger RNA, 2033 nt
Organism: Rana temporaria (common frog)
Lineage: Eukaryota; Metazoa; Chordata; Amphibia; Anura; Ranidae
Gene: TMEM59
Product: transmembrane protein 59
Exons: 8
Coding region: 16-1041 (341 amino acids)
Biological process (GO): positive regulation of autophagy
Cellular component (GO): late endosome; lysosome
Source: RefSeq, a predicted model, not a curated record